AUGCAGGUGAGAGGACUUUUCAAGGAGCUGAACGUGGAUGCCAAAUUCUUUGAGCUAGACGAGAUGGCGGAUGGGCAGGAUGUGCAGGAUGCCCUGUAUGAUGUGUCGGGCAGCAGAACAGUCCCCCAAGUCUUUGUGGGGGGUACGUACAUCGGAGGUGCUGAUGACACACACAGCAAGUACAGAUCAGGGGAGCUGAAGAAGAUCUUCAGUGAUGCCGGAGUGAGUGCGAGCUUGCGUCGCCACCAGUCCGACGAGUUUCUGCACAGGCUGAUUCAGCAGGAGCGCGAGAACAGGCAACUGAAUGCACCACAGGGAGGGCUGAGGAGGAAGAGUGCUGUACCACACAUGGAUGAAUUGGGGCAGCCAGAUGCUGUUCCUGCAGGAGACUUCAAGUACUUCUGCGUGGGAAUGGGCAUCUGGGAUGGAGAGCGGAUGAAGCAGAACAGCAAACAGGCGAGCAAUCCCACAGACCCAGUGGAGCUGCCCCACUGCGAAGGGCUUGAGAUCAUAUCAGCAACGCAGCUGCAGCAGACCCCUGUCGUCUUGGCAACAAGUGCCACCAUACCCAGCACAUCUGAGCCACCCAGGGAACCGCAGCGGCCAGGGCCUCCUCAGAAGUAUGAGCCUGAGCCAACCGCAAUACUUUCCUGGAGCAAGCGGAGUGGGUGGCGCAGUGGACUGGGGUACAUUCCCUGA
Molecule: messenger RNA, 699 nt
Organism: Coccomyxa subellipsoidea C-169
Lineage: Eukaryota; Viridiplantae; Chlorophyta; Trebouxiophyceae; Coccomyxaceae
Exons: 7
Coding region: 1-699 (232 amino acids)
Biological process (GO): cellular response to oxidative stress
Cellular component (GO): cytoplasm
Molecular function (GO): glutathione disulfide oxidoreductase activity
Source: RefSeq, a predicted model, not a curated record